CUUCUCAGUCAGUGCAAAUUGAGGAGUGUCAAACUGAACAAGUGAAAUAAAUAUUCAAAUAAAUAUUUCAAAAUGUCCAAGUCUAGUUUGAUUGCAGUACUCGCGCUCAUCGCAUCAGCAUCAGCUAAACCAUACAUAUACAACUAUGGACCAUUAUCAUAUACAGCACCUCGAACAGCAUACACAGACUUCUACAACUCGGCCGUGGCUCCAUUGACGGCAUACUCCAGCUACCCAGCAGCAUAUUCAACAGCGUACUCCACUACGUACCCUGCCAGUUAUUCAACAGCUCUUUCUGGGGCGUACUCUGCACCUCUAACCUUACCUAGUUUCUAUGGAUCUUCGUAUGCUGUUGAGGAAUUGGCGUCUCUAGUUAACGCUGGCCCCGUAGCUUCUGUACCUCCAGUAGCAUCCGUCGCAUCUCUAGUCUACGGUUCGCCUUACAGCUACUUGUACAAGCGAUAGAUUCUUUAAAAAUUAUAAUUCGAUUCAUUUAACAAAUUGAUAAACGGUUUAACGUUAACGACUCAUGACUGGCAUGGACUUUUGAUAAAAUAUAGGCUGUUUCUUUAUUGUUUUUUUUUUUGUUAUAUUAAAUGCAAAUGUGACUGUUUAA
This is a messenger RNA of Spodoptera litura, 616 nucleotides long. RefSeq lists its product as uncharacterized. Lineage: Eukaryota; Metazoa; Arthropoda; Insecta; Lepidoptera; Noctuidae. The record is from RefSeq and is a predicted model, not a curated record.